AUGGCGCAAUUCGAUACUCUGGACAUCGUGGUCCUCUCUGUGAUCUUUUUGGCCACUGUUGCCUGGUUCACAAAGGGCAAAUACUGGGGCAUAACAAAAGAUCCAUAUGCAACAUCAUAUGCCGCUGCAAAUGGCAACAAGCCAGCGAAGACGCGGAAUAUUGUGGAGAAGAUGGAGGAGUCGAACAAAAACUGUGUAGUCUUCUACGGUUCACAGACCGGGACGGCUGAGGAUUACGCCUCGAGGUUAGCAAAGGAGGGCAAGAGUAGAUUCGGCUUGGAGACGAUGGUGGCAGACUUGGAAGAUUACGACUACGAAAAUCUGGACACCCUCCCCGAAGACAAGAUUGCCAUGUUCGUUCUGGCGACUUAUGGCGAGGGAGAGCCUACCGAUAACGCUGUUGACUUCUACGAGUUUAUCACUGGCGAGGAUGUGGCUUUCUCCGAAGCCGUAGACCCGCCACUGGAGAAGCUUAAGUUUGUGGCUUUCGGCCUGGGAAACAACACUUACGAACACUACAAUUCCAUGGUCCGAAAUGUUACCAAAGCUUUGGAGAAGCUCGGUGCUACAAGAAUUGGUGAGGCAGGAGAGGGUGACGAUGGAGCCGGCACGAUGGAAGAAGACUUCUUGGCAUGGAAGGACCCCAUGUGGACUGCUUUGGCAGAAAAGAUGAGCCUCGAGGAACGAGAGGCAGUCUAUGAGCCAGUCUUUGCCAUUACAGAAAGAGAAGGUCUGACAAAGGAGUCCCCAGAGGUUUAUCUUGGAGAGCCCAACAAGAUGCACCUGGAAGGCAGUGCCAAGGGUCCCUUCAAUGCCCACAACCCAUACAUUGCUCCGAUUGCAGAGUCCCGAGAGAUUUUCACUGUCAAGGGCCGGAACUGUCUGCACAUGGAAAUCGAUAUCAGUGGUUCCAACCUCAGCUACCAAACAGGCGAUCACAUUGCGGUUUGGCCAACAAAUGCUGGAAAGGAGGUGGAUAGAUUCCUCAAUAUUACUGGUCUUCUUUCAAAGCGAGACUCUGUCAUCAGUGUCAAGGCUUUAGAUCCAACGGCAAAGGUUCCAUUCCCAACACCGACAACCUACGACGCCAUCAUCCGGUACCACAUGGAGAUAUGUGCCCCAGUCUCUCGUCAAUUCAUUGCAACUCUGGCACCAUUUGCUCCAACCGAAGACGCGAAGGCCGAAAUGGCCAAGCUCGGCAGUGACAAGGAUUAUUUCCACGAAAGGAUCAGCAACAGAUACUUGAAUAUUGCGCAAGCUUUAGAAACAAUCAGCAAGGAGAAGUGGACCGCCAUUCCUUUCUCGGCCUUCAUUGAAGGUGUCAAUAAGGUCCAGCCAAGAUACUACUCCAUCUCGUCGUCAUCGCUCGUCCAGAAGCAGAAGAUCUCUAUCACAGCUGUAGUUGAAUCAUUGGAGCUGCCAGGGCGAGAUGCACUGAAGGGCGUCACAACAAAUUACCUACUUGCCUUGAAGCAAAAGCAGCAUGGCGAUGAGCACCCUGAUCCCCAUGGUCUGACCUACGAGAUCACCGGACCAAGAAACAAAUACGAUGGGGUCCACGUCCCGGUACAUGUUCGUCACUCAAAUUUCAAGCUCCCAUCAGACCCCUCAAAGCCAAUCAUAAUGGUUGGCCCCGGCACCGGUGUUGCACCAUUCCGUGGCUUCGUUCAAGAGCGAGCCGCUCAAGCAAAGGCUGGAGAGGAAGUUGGACGAACACUCCUGUUCUUUGGUUGCAGAAAGCAGAAAGAAGAUUUCCUCUAUUCCGACGAAUGGAAUACCUACAAAGAAGCCCUCGGCGACAAAUUCUCCCUCAUCACCGCCUUCUCCCGCGAAGGCGCCAAGAAAGUCUACGUCCAACACCGGCUUCAAGAGCACGCCAAAGAAGUCAACGAGCUGCUCCUGCAAAAAGCCUAUUUCUAUGUCUGUGGUGAUGCGGCGAACAUGGCGAGGGAGGUGAAUACGGUUCUUGCAAAGAUUAUGGCUGAGCAGAGGGGAAUCCCUGAGGCGAAGGCAGAGGAAAUUGUCAAGAGUAUGAGGAGUGCGAAUCAGUAUCAAGUACGUCUGUCUAUAAAUUACCCCCCUGACGAUCUUCACAUCACCAUGUCUUACCAGCGGACCGCGAGUGAGCCCGCCUUCCACAAUCGCUCGUCCUCCAACAUGUACACCCAGCCCCAAACUCGUACGCAUCGUGACUCCCAAGGUCAAUCGGCUUCGUUCACGCCUGUCAACAUGUCCGGCUCCCAGAACGACAGCGCCUCGAUGGCCUCAUUGAUGAACCAGUUCGCUGGCAUGGCUCUUCCUGGUGGCAACAUGGCUUCGGCGGCAAUGGCAAGUGCCCAGCUUCCAAUGGGUACUAGCCAGUACUUCUACAACCCGGCAGACAAUACGUAUCUGGUAGCUCCUGCCAUGUAUCCUCCUCAACAUUUGGGCGCCACUCAGCAUGCUGAAAAUGCCUACGGUUCUUAUGCUGGAGCAACAUUGCCUUAUUUCGCUCAGGGAGCAGCCUAUCCUAGCUACAUCCCCGGCUUCCCUCUCAUGCCGUACACCCCCAAUCGGGCUGCCAGCUACUACACCGAUCGCUCUGAUCAAGUCCACAAGGAGGUUCCGGGUCUCGAGAACCGUCGCGGCUCUUACUCUACCAACGAGUCUGCCCCAGGCACCCCUUACUACGGAUCAGUUUCCCAGCGUGAGCAAGGAACCCAGAUCGCUGUAGUUGAUCGUUCUCCCUUUGGAUCUACGCCAUCGCCUCAGCAGCUUCCUAUCCAGCACGCUGAUCAACAGCCUGUGAAGCCUCUGCCUUACAAGACCAUUCCUGUCAAUAUUGAUCUUGAUGCCUUGCUGGUUCAACACCCAGCUAUCCCCCGAGCCGUUCCUGCCGUCUUCACUCCUCGUGAGAGCAUGAGAACUCUGGAUCAGAGCUUGUCAAACCCCAUUUCGGGCAAUCGCAACGUCUACAUCCGCGGCCUCCACCCCAACACUGACGAUGAGACCCUUGCUGCCUACGCUUCACGCUUCGGAAAGGUCGAGACAUCCAAGGCUAUCAUUGAUACUUCUACUGGAGCUUGCAAGGGUUUUGGCUUUGCCAAGUACUUCCAUAUUCGUGACUCUGAGCUUUGCAUUCGGGGUUUCUACAAGCUUGGCUACGAAGUUGGCUUUGCUAGGGUUUGCGAGUCGUUCAAUUCUCGUCUCAAGGCCGAAGGUGAUGAAAGCUCAACCAACCUGUACAUCUCCAACCUUCCAAAGAACAUGACUGAAUCUGAACUCGGUGCAAUCUUCAUGGAUUACACUGUCAGCUCCAGCAGAAUCCUUCGUGAUCCCCAAACUCACAUGAGCCGCGGCGUUGGUUUUGCACGCUUUGAGACUCGCGACGUCUGCGAAGAGAUCAUCAAGAAGUUCCACGGUCAGCCCAUUGGCGAGGAGGGCCUUCUUCUGCAAGUUCGCUAUGCCGAUACCUCUGCUCAGAAGGACCUGAAGCGCAUCACCACUGAACGCCGUCAAUUCAGAACCAACGAGUACAAUGUUGGCGCGUAUGGCACUGCCGCUGAUAUUGCCGCUCUUUCACCACCGGCCUUGAUACCACUUGGUACUCGCAGCACUCAACUAGGUCGCCACAUCCCUUCGUCCAGAUCUAGUGGUUCUUGGAAGCGUGAGCAUUCUGGCACCAGGUGA
Molecule: messenger RNA, 3669 nt
Organism: Hyaloscypha bicolor E
Lineage: Eukaryota; Fungi; Ascomycota; Leotiomycetes; Helotiales; Hyaloscyphaceae
Product: putative NADPH--cytochrome reductase
Exons: 7
Coding region: 1-3669 (1222 amino acids)
Cellular component (GO): cytosol
Molecular function (GO): RNA binding; flavin adenine dinucleotide binding; FMN binding
Source: RefSeq, a predicted model, not a curated record